Brienomyrus brachyistius is the source of this 1076-nucleotide messenger RNA. Its product is annotated as trace amine-associated receptor 1-like. Lineage: Eukaryota; Metazoa; Chordata; Actinopteri; Osteoglossiformes; Mormyridae. Gene Ontology annotation, molecular function: trace-amine receptor activity. The transcript has a single exon. The coding region runs from base 11 to 1075 and encodes 354 amino acids. Gene Ontology annotation, cellular component: membrane. The record is from RefSeq and is a predicted model, not a curated record. Gene Ontology annotation, biological process: adenylate cyclase-activating adrenergic receptor signaling pathway.
CCCUCAGAUCAUGAGUAGCAUGAACUUCUCAAAUAGCUCAAAGCACAUAAAUGAUGUAUAUGCAGAAAUACAGUACUGCUAUGACUCUGUGAGCGGAUCAUGCAAGAAGAAUGUCCAGCCUGUAAGUCUCCAGUUUUCAAUGUUUGCUUUCAUGGCCUUUGCUAUAUUGGUUACAAUAACUGGGAAUCUUCUGGUUAUAACAUCUAUAGCGCAUUUUAAACAGCUGCACACCACCACAAACUGCCUCAUUCUCUCACUGGCGGUUUGCGACUUUUUGUUGGGGGCCUUCAUCAUGCCGUGCAGUGCGAUGCGGUCGGUCUACGGCUGCUGGUACCUGGGAGACUUUGUGUGCAAGCUCCACACCAGCACGGACAUCAUGCUCAGCACCUCCUCCAUCUUCCACCUCUCCUUCAUCUCUGUAGAUCGUUACUUUGCUGUCUGCACCCCACUUCUGUACCGCUCCAUAGUCAACUCUGUCACUGCUCUGCUGAUGAUCAUAACCAGCUGGGUCUUCCCAGCCAUCUUCGCCUAUGGGAUGAUCUUCUCAAACCUCAACCUGAAAGGCAGUGAGCACUUCUUUGAGACACAGGUCCAGUGUGUCGGAGGAUGCCCGGUAUUCUUUAGUCCAGCAUCAGCUGCAUUCUCUUCUGUUUUUUCAUUUUUCCUCCCUGGUCUCAUCAUGUUGAGCAUUUACCUCAAGAUCUACGUGGUAGCAAGACGUCAGGCCAGAUCAAUUAAAGAUCUGACACGGCAGAUUAAGGUGGAGGAUGGAAAUGGGUCUGCAGUCUCUGGGAAGCAUGAAAGAAAGAAGGCAAACACCCUGGCAGUGGUGGUGGGAGUUUUCCUCAUCUGCUGGACCCCUUUUUUCCUCUGUAAUAUUAUGGACCCCUUCAUUGGCUAUUCCAUCCCACCCACACUGACUGACGCCCUGGUUUGGUUUGGUUAUAUGAACUCGAGUUUCAAUCCUUUCAUCUAUGCUUUUUUUUACUCUUGGUUCAGGAAAGCUUUGAACAUAAUUCUCAGUGGAAGAAUCUUUCACAGAGAUUCUUGUCGAAUGAAAUUGUAUUCCGAAUGAA